Molecule: messenger RNA, 712 nt
Organism: Aegilops tauschii subsp. strangulata
Lineage: Eukaryota; Viridiplantae; Streptophyta; Magnoliopsida; Poales; Poaceae
Source: RefSeq, a predicted model, not a curated record
UGCAUCAACAGCCACAGCUUCACAAGCCAAUACACACACCAAUAUAGUCUCCUUUCCAGAGCUAGCUAGCAUCAAUGGCUUCUGGUGCUCAGAUGAAGAUGGUUGCCGUCGGCAUGAUGCUGGCCAUCAUGUUCAUCGCUGCAGCUAAUGCAGAACCAGCGCCUGCAGAAACUUGCAUCGACAAGACCGAAAAAGUUGGUCUUGCCACUGACUGCAUCUGCUCCAAGAACUGUGCUUGUGCAGGAAAGUGCAUCUUAGAAGGCGGCGAGGGUGGCGAAAUCCAGAAGUGCUUUGUCGAAUGCGUGCUGAAAAAUGACUGCAACUGCAAUGCUAAGCACCACAGUGCCGCAGCCCCUCAGUAAGGAGACUCCUGAUUGGAGCUUCUUCAGCCAUGCUAUGAGGUCUGCGUCCACAAGUCCACAGUCAACAUUUGAGUAAAUUAAAUAAACCUCUUAUACCUGCGUUCUUGGCAUGCGCUUAUUGCUUGCAGCGAAUGUAUGUUGAGAGUUGGUUUCCCGGUCACAGCUCAUAUAUAUGCUGCCAGUCACGUGUACGAUGACUGCCACAUGUAUUGCUGGAAAUGAAUAUGUAUGUGUAUUUGUCCUUUUCAUCAUUUGGGUCAUUUUAAAAAUAAGUUGUAUGCUGGAGCAUGACAACAAGUGUAUUUGGCUACUAUAAUAUUAUUGAUGAUAUGAUGUCUUGUUUAAACUGA